This is a messenger RNA of Pollicipes pollicipes, 2782 nucleotides long. RefSeq names its product cGMP-dependent protein kinase, isozyme 2 forms cD5/T2-like. Gene Ontology annotation, molecular function: cGMP-dependent protein kinase activity; ATP binding. The record is from RefSeq and is a predicted model, not a curated record. NCBI's taxonomy places the organism in Eukaryota, Metazoa, Arthropoda, Thecostraca, Pollicipedomorpha, Pollicipedidae. Gene Ontology annotation, biological process: protein phosphorylation.
GCAGAGGGUCAGGUGGAGGUCUCCAAGGAUGGGCGCAGCCUCAGUCAGAUGGGACCGGGCAAGGUGUUUGGCGAGCUGGCCAUCCUCUACAACUGCCAGCGCACGGCCACCAUCAAAGCCGCCACGGACUGCAAGCUGUUCGCCAUCGAGCGGCAAUGCUUCCAGACGAUCAUGAUGAGGACGGGGCUGCAGAAGCAGGCCGAAUACACCGCUUUCCUCAAGAGCGUGCCGAGCUUCCAGAACUUGCCGGAGGAGACGGUCAUCAAGCUGGCAGACGUGCUGGAGGAGACGUACUACAGCCAGGGUGACUACAUCAUCCGACAGGGCGCCAGAGGUGAUACCUUCUACAUCAUCAGCAGGGGCAGGGUGAACGUGACCAUGCGUUCGCCAGACUCGAUGGAGGAGAAGCUGAUCCGCACCCUCGGAAAGGGUGACUUCUUCGGCGAGAAGGCUCUGCAGGGCGAGGACAUCCGGACGGCCAACAUCGUGGCCGACGACCCGGACGGCGUCGCCUGCCUCGUCAUCGACCACGAUACCUUCGACCAGCUCAUCAGCCGGCUGGAGGAGGUGAAGAACCGAUACGUCGACGAGACGCAGCUGCGCAAACAGAUCAACCACGAGUUUGCCGACGUGAAGCUCUCCGACCUGGCCGUGAUCGCCACGCUGGGCGUCGGAGGCUUCGGCCGCGUGGAGCUGGUGCAGAUGGUGGCGGAUAAGUCGCGUUCCUUCGCGCUAAAGCAGAUGAAGAAGGCCCAGAUCGUGGAGACUCGCCAACAGCAGCACAUCAUGUCAGAGAAGGAGAUCAUGGAGGAGGCCAACUGCGACUUCAUCGUCAAGCUGUUCAAGACGUUCAAGGACCGCAAGUACCUCUACAUGCUGAUGGAGUCGUGCAUGGGAGGAGAGCUCUGGACAAUACUGAGGGACCGGGGCAACUUUGACGACGCCACCACACGGUUCUACACGGCCUGCGUGGUCGAGGCCUUCGACUAUCUGCACGCGCGCGGCAUCAUCUAUCGCGACCUGAAGCCGGAGAACCUGCUGCUCGACAACAGAGGCUACGUCAAGCUGGUGGACUUCGGCUUCGCCAAGAAACUGCUGGUGGGCCGCAAGACGUGGACCUUCUGCGGCACGCCCGAGUACGUGGCGCCCGAGAUCAUCCUCAACAAGGGCCACGACAUUUCGGCUGACUACUGGUCCCUCGGCGUCCUCAUGUUCGAGCUGCUCACCGGAACGCCUCCAUUCACUGGCCCGGACCCGAUGAAGACGUACAACAUCAUCUUGAAGGGCAUCGACGCCAUCGAGUUCCCCCGCAACAUCACGCGCACGGCCACGGCGCUCAUCAAGAAACUCUGCCGCGACAACCCGGCCGAGAGGCUCGGCUAUCAGAAGGGCGGCAUUCGGGACAUCCAGAAGCACAAGUGGUUCGACGGCUUCAACUGGGAGGGCCUGAUCGCACGCACCCUCACGCCUCCCAUCAUACCGCACAUCAGGUCCGUGUUGGACUCGUCCAACUUCGACGACUACCCACCGGACACCGAGCCGCUGCCGCAAGACGACCUUUCUGGCUGGGAUGCUGACUUUUGAUGCGACGUUGAAGCGGUCGCCAUCUUGGGCAGGGACAGUGCGCAACGGCGGCCAUCUUGCUCCGGCGGGCUCCGGGGCGCGUGCGACCGCCGCACCAUGUGAUGCCGGGGUAGGCUAGGUUUUUGGUGGUUGGAUUUCUUGUUGGGUGACGUCACGGCUCUCGCCACUGCCGCCAUGUUGUAUGAUGUUGUGACCGGCCGGCCGCCAUGUUGUGUGACGUCACGGCCCGGCGCGUUCCGGUGUGUCUGUCGAUCGUUGCUCCGCGUGUUGUGGAUUCGCGUGACCAUCCGAGCCCACGUGGCGGUCCGAUCCCUGCGGCAUACGGCAGAGAGCAAUCACAGAUAUACAUUUAUCGUAGCAUUAUUAUGCCGUGUAUCCUGAGCUCGUGAUUUAUACUGUUUGAAGCGGACCCGGCGCAAUAGCUGUUUUUGUUAGAUACUCUUUAUUUCCGGACGUCUAUCAAGUGCGUGAUCAGUCUCCAGUAACCCCGACAGCCCUUUGAUGUGACGUCACGUAACGUGACGUUUCGCGCGCGACGCCCUGCCGGCCCUCGUGCGGGACUAGCUGGCGGCCGAUUCUCAGGACGGGCGGGACCUGAGCUCUGCGCGUGUCACGUGACCAAGUGUGGGCGGCGUCUCCGCCGUCUGCGUGCCCUUUCCUCGCAGACCUUCGGUGUCGGUAGCGGGUUUCGCUCGCUGCGUCACAGAACCCUUGCCGGAGCUCAUUUCGGUGUGUUCUAGACGUGACAAUCAGCCGGCCCUUCUCCGCGAGCCCGGAUUUUAAGUCGUGGCUCCCAGCUCCCUCUUGACCGCGUGCCCGGAGGGCGGACGGGGCACCGGCCCUUGACCUCGUGCCCGUGCGUCCGUCGCCCGCGCCGCGUCACCGUCCAUGAGCAAUCAUCGUCGCAGUUGGGCCUCUGUGUUGCGUCACGAGGUGGGAUAGCGCGAGCAGCAAAUCGGCGAGAGCUCCCUCAUUUGCGCAUGCGCGUUCUAAGCCGCUGUCCGCAAUCCGCGACCGUGCCUUAUACUGACUGCGUCCGCUGGGGCGUUGGGCGCCCUCUGGAGGCCGCUCGUAGACAGACAGUUCGUGAAGCGCACCUUCGCUCGAUCACGGAAACUACGUGGGUGAGGAACCUGUGAGUGCGAAUAGUCUUACCGUUCACGACGUUUUAAGAAUGACUCAAUAAACUCUAACUUGA